Alternaria burnsii is the source of this 1644-nucleotide messenger RNA. RefSeq lists its product as uncharacterized. The transcript has 2 exons. Bases 1 to 1644 code for a protein of 547 amino acids. The record is from RefSeq and is a predicted model, not a curated record. Lineage: Eukaryota; Fungi; Ascomycota; Dothideomycetes; Pleosporales; Pleosporaceae.
AUGAUUAGUUCUAGAACUAUUGCAGUCUCUUUGCUCGUCCCUACCGUACUCUCACUAUGUCCACCGCCAGGGGCAAUCCUUCCACCACCGUCACUCGAGCCCAAUACUUCCGAUUUCAGCAUACCAGAAGUCCUUUUUACAAACUCGACUUCAGUCCAAGUACAAAACACUUCCUUCGCAAUCCAGGCUUCUAUUGGAGACACCAUAGUCUUCCAGUAUGAGCAUUCGGCUCCUGGUCGAGAAGUCAACCAGUCGCUUUUCGACACGAAGAUCCGCAUCGCUAGUGCUACCAAGCUGAUCACAGCGCUUGCUUUGGAGUUGAGUAAAGACAAGAUUGACUUAGAUGAUCCGAUUACUAAGUUUAUCCCUGAGCUCAACGAGGAGUGGUACGGCGAUGUGACUAUUAGUUCAUUGACUGAUCAUACUUCGGGUCUUGGUCGAUUUGGUUACACAACCGAUCUUGGAUUCAGCCCAGCUACAGCUGCCCUCCUGGGCCUGCCGAAGAUCAAUAACACACUUCCCGGCUGCGACCCCAUUCCCGGCGGACGAAUUUGCACAGAUCAAGAAGUAAAGAAUGAAUUCAACGACGCAGCAUACGUGCCCCAUUCACCUGGAUCGCGCGCAAUGUACAGUAACAUCGGCUACAUACUCCUCGGCAAAGCUCUCGAAGCAGUGUAUAACCAGAGCUACGAAGAAGUUCUACAAACGUUAAUCCUAGAUCCUGUGGGUAUGUCAAAGUCGACUUUCAUCGUUCCCGAAGAUGAUGGAAGCGCAAUCUUACCCAGACGUCCCGAGGACAAAAGCUGGUUCGUGGCCGACUUUGCGAAUCUGAACCCUACAGGUGGCCUGUGGUCAACACCGGCGGAUAUGCUCAAGAUGCUCCAUGCUCUCAAGAACGGCAAACUGCUUGGUAAAGUCGGAUUGAGGAAUUGGAUGCAGCCAACGACUUUCUUACGCUCAAUGCACCAGUACGUUGGUGUGGCAUGGGAAAUCUUCCGGAUCACGGACCUUCCGCUCGAUUUUCCACGACCGAUUGACAUUUAUACAAAAGCUGGUGGUGUGCCAGGAUACGGCUCUUAUCUGGUGUUGAUUCCAGAGUACGAUAUCAGUAUUACCAUCAAUGCUGCUGGAGGCGAGACGUCCUAUACUUCCAUUGACCUUCUCGACACUAUCACUACAGCAUUGAUUCCCUACGCUGAUCAACUAGCGCGAUCACAAGCCUCUUCAAAAUACGCUGGCACAUACAUGCUCCCAACGCCAACUGGAAACGAUACACUCAUAUUGUCUUCCACCUCUGGCCCAGGACUUACCAUUGAAUCAUUGACUAUCAACAACGUCUCUAUUGUCGACGCCUUGGCUAAGCGACAAAACGUUCCAUCUAAAAACUUUAGUGCACGCUUAUACCCAACUGAUCCAGACUCGCUAGGCACUGACAGUGAAAACUGGAGGAUGCUACCGGAUCAGACAGUUCCUGCGAAGAAACUGUGGGCGGAGCUUGAGUGUAUGAGUUGGAACCUGGGGGACUUUGCUCGUUACGUAAGUGAACCACUUGACACGUUUGUUUUUCACAUGGACGCGGAUUGCGAAAAGGUUGAGAGCGUAGAGUUGCUGGGUUGGAGAACAAAUCUAGUAAAGAUGGAAUGA